Messenger RNA from Saccostrea cuccullata (small rock oyster), 1706 nucleotides. Its product is annotated as ankyrin repeat and SOCS box protein 11-like. Gene Ontology annotation, cellular component: cytoplasm; nucleus. Lineage: Eukaryota; Metazoa; Mollusca; Bivalvia; Ostreida; Ostreidae. The record is from RefSeq and is a predicted model, not a curated record. Bases 206 to 1027 code for a protein of 273 amino acids. The transcript has a single exon. Gene Ontology annotation, molecular function: protein binding. Gene Ontology annotation, biological process: intracellular signal transduction.
AGAGCCAAAUAAUCUUUGAAGAUUGGCAGUCUUUAAUAACAGAUCAACAGAGCUUUACAGCCAAGGAAAAUAUUGUGAGCUUUUGAAAUAUCUGAUUAGUGUAACAUGUCAGCAGGAGAAAAAUGUUAAUGUAAAGGACUAGGUUGGGGCCAAAAACGGGGAUUGUAUAUAUAUCAUCAUUUUCCAGAUAUAUACAUAUGUAAGCAUGAGUAAUUGCCAUAUUGCCCUAUUGGAGGCAGUACACAAGGGCGACAGCAGUCAGGUCGUCAACUUAUUACUGCAAGGGUGUGAACAAGGAGUGAUUGAUUCAGCACUUUGUUGGGCAAGUCGAUAUGGAAAUGUAGAAAUCUUAGAGCACCUGCUAAGAACAGGAGGCGACCCCAAUGCCAGGGUUUGGGGAGGAUUCACUCCUCUGCUGUGGGCCGUAAUGUACUCCUCAAACGCAGAUGUAAUUCACAUUCUCCUCCAAGCUGGGAGUGAUGUCAACCAUUUCUCGUCAAGAUAUCGUCAGACUGCCUUACAUGCUGCUGUUAUAAGAGGCAAUGAAAUGUUUGCUAGUUUGCUCUUAGAAGCUGGGGCAAAUCCGGACCUUCAGGACAGAAUGUUCAAGACCCCCCUUCUCCACGCUGUCCAGAAACGUCAACCAUCCUGUGUAGCGCUGCUGAUAAAACACAACUGUAAUGUUGACUUAUCAGGCUGGGUGUCAGGACUUAGCACCACUCCACUGACUCUAGCCUUGAUACAGGGGGACCUAGAGAUCACAAAAAUGUUAUUACUGGCAGGGGCUAAAUUCAGUAACCCAGCUAUUUAUCACUCAUUCACUAUCGAACAGUACUAUAAAACGGUGGAGGAUAAUCUUGAUAUAGAUGUACGACCCGUGUACCUACAACAGCAGUGUCGAGUCUGUAUCAGACAGCUGCUCAAACCACACUUCCUGCAGAAGCUAAGGGAGCUCACUCUUCCUCGUCCAUUAAAAGGCUUCUUAGAAAUAUCAGAACUUGACAGUGUUAAUGAAUCCAUGGCUUAAUUAAUCCUUAAUGAUUGUAUCAAAUAAUACAUUGAAUUAUUUGUUAUGAAACUAUGACAUUUUCAGAAAAUAUAUUUGCAGUGUACAAUAUUGUACAAUAUUAUACAUUUAUAAAGAAUACUAAGAAAGUUAAGGAUACUCGAAAUUUGUUUUAGUACUAUCACACUGGCUACAAUUAAGUUAGCAAUUGAUAAUAUGACAAAAACAGAGUAAAUGCAUUAAUAUAAAAUAUAAGGAAACUGCCUGGAUAUAAAAAUUAUUAUUUUCACUUUGAAAUAAAAUUGGUCUUAUUUGCAUUUAAUGAUGCAAUAAAUUGUAUUACCAGGUAAUUUUUAUGAGAACUAUAAUGAGAAAAGUUCAAACAAAGUUCUUUCCUUACUUUGUCCAGACACUGAUUAUUUAUUAUCAACUAUAUAUAAUUGGCUGAGGAUAGAUUUGAGACAGGAUUGUUCUCUAAAUUACCUUUGUAGUGAUUACCAGUGAUCAUGAGCCAAUGCUUUGACAAGGGACUUUAAAUAUAAACCGGUACCCUGUGAAAUAUCAGGUACAAGAAAUGUGUUCCGUUUUUUUGGUACAAAACCCAAUUAUUAUACCUUUGUAUCUCAAUCUACAAUUUUGUUAAGAUGUUAUUUUUGUUAGUUUUGUUUUGUUUAUAAAAAAUAAAAGUGUAUUUAUUUAU